AUGUCUUUUGCGAGCUCGUCAAACUUUUCGCAGCCUAUUACUCUACCGAGCAUGACUGUGUCCUUUGCAAACAGAACAUCGAGCUUAACUUCGCCAUUUCCUACAAACAGCACCUCGAGCACAGUCCGACCAUCCCCGGCAAAUAGCACAUCGAGCAUGCUUCCAUCCUUUCCAGCCAACAGAACAUCGAGCGUCGCUGCGUCGUUCUCCGUGAACAGUAGCACUCCGCAAAGUACACUGUCAGCACAAGCCCCAUUCGCAAAUCGCAGCUCAUCAAGUGUGAGCUCACUCUCGAUUGCCUUGCCUUCGAAUGUGACUGCCGGAGCUGAAAUCACAACAUCGUUCACGAGUACGGUUGAUCUAAGUUCCACAACAUUCAUUACGGUCAUUCGAACCACAAUCAGCAUUGUACAAGUUUCAUCAACGACUCAGGCUGCUGGUCCUGGUGUUGCUUCGUCGGUCUCGCGGUCGUCAUCAGUUGUUGGAGCAUCUGGUUCUGGAUCAAGCUCGUCUUCUGCCAGUGGGACGCAAUCGAGUACAAGCGAGAAGAGCUCCUCUUCUAGCAUUGUCUCCAGCUUGGCAUCAAUGUCUGGCUCAAGCUCAUCUUCCAGCGUCACGAUUACUCCCCUGCCUGGAAUCACGACACCUCCUCCUCCAGCCACUCCAACGCUGCCCACCGUGUCUCUGAUUGGCAAAAUGCCGUGCAUCUAUACUUACUCGUUCAACCAUUCGACAUCACUCACGUACGAUCUUGACCCAUGGUGCUGGGCCUGGUCCUGGUAUGGGGAAAGUACAACGUUGAUAUCGGGAACGGUUGUGGCUGAAAGCACGGCCAAUUGCGCGUGCCCUGUUUGCGCCCUUGCAGACCCCUUAUGCUAUGACCAGAAGCCGUCAGGUUCCAGUUGUGCCGAUGGCUGGAUUUGCUCUGUGACCACUUCCUCUGGGCAAUCAGGCGUUGUAUAUUCGCUCCCUACUGGCUUCGUUUAUGACACAACUACGCCGGAUCCAUGGAGCAUUACGACCGAGUCAGGCGUGAGCAGGACCAGCGGCAGCAGCAGCGUCACGGCGGUCACAUGGAGUGCAACGCUUACACACAGCACUCGAAGCAUCCAGGGUGGUUACAUUGACUUUCCGUUUUGGUCAUGGAGUUAUUCCCAUUCUUCCUCCCAUUCCUGGUGCUGUGCCCGAGGCAUCACUGACCCUGCCAACGACCCAUUGUACAGCAUCGCCUUGUACAAACAGUCCAUCAACCAAUCCGUCGUCUACAGCAACCACGACUUCUCGAAACUCGUCGACUACCUCAAGCUCGUCCUCGUCCUGUUCAUCAACGGCUAUUGUGCGACUGUUACGCGGUGCUCUGGAACAGACACAUCUACGACAUUCACCGUAAACGCCACUACAAGCGCUCCGGCCUGCACAGUCAGCCCCUGGUGGAAUGACCCGUCCAUUUCUUCUGAGAUUGCCUCGUGGAUCACUCAGUUUCCACCAAUCCCCGACAACGCGACUGUGCAAUUUGGUACUGUCAGCUUCGCGUCAAACACUACGCAGACUAUGGGCAAUACGACCUCCAGCACUGUCAUGAGGACGUCAAAUUCGACAUCAUUGACGACUCACAAUUCGACUAUCUCUUCUCCCAGCUCGACCACCUCCUCUCACACUUCGACCAUUUCCAGCCCUCCUAUCACCACGACAACGAUCCCGAGCAGCCUACAGGACUUCACCGUUUUGGCCACAGAUAAUAACGGCGACGUGUUCAGUGAAGUGUAUUCCGGAGGUACGAUGAUAUCGUCUACACUUAUCUCCUCGAGAUUACUCCCCACGUUGGGACCAAGCGGCCCGUGGUCGUUUGGAUCAUCUGGAGUCUCUCUGGUGAGUAGAACCACGUCGACUCCCCCAAUAUCUGUCGGCUCUGGCGCACAUCCAACCCUCACAAGUAUGACGGUGAGCUACAGCGAAGUCUCGAUAUUCACUUGUGACGGCGUGGCUGCCUUUGGUGGGAGCGCAAGCUGUACAGACUCGUGGGGGCUCGAAACUGUGUCAACCACUGUCCCUCCUGCAUCCGAGCAAACCUCAUACUGUGCCCAUUGGACUGCGUUCACCACCACUACGAGCCCAGCGAAGGCUGGUGUGCUGAACUGUGCUACCCCUGUCAGCGGGAAAGCCACAAGUACGGUUGCCACUACGUGGAACUCGGGUCUUCCCUUCUCGCCUUUCCAGUUGGACGAAGGCCCGAUCUCCAACUUUUGCCAGAGUCUGGUUGAUCGGAACAUCGUUAUUUACCAGGGGCUUGAAGUCACAUCUGCAUCAAGCUCAGGGGUCGUGUCACCGGGAGAAUGUGACCUGUUUCCAUCGGAUGGAAACUCGAAAUUCGACUACGAGCUGACCAUCGGUCUCGCCUUUGACUUCAACGGAUGUGCUUCGCCAACAGGCACACCAUAUGUCAACGGUAUUUCCAUGAAGGCUUAUGGCAAAGACAAGUGUGUCUCAAACUUCAUGAGUCAGCUCAAUGACAAGUGUGAAUUCUCGGACUCGGAUGCAAAGAAGAGAGGCCUUGGUCAAUGGACCAAGGUUGGGGGCAUGUACUUUGAGGACUGCAUGCGAUGGACAAUCAUCGCUGCGAGAAAUGAUUUGUCGCCACCAGACACUGUUGAUGGAGAUCUUCAGUAA
Fonsecaea multimorphosa CBS 102226 is the source of this 2667-nucleotide messenger RNA. RefSeq lists its product as uncharacterized. The coding region runs from base 1 to 2667 and encodes 888 amino acids. The record is from RefSeq and is a predicted model, not a curated record. NCBI's taxonomy places the organism in Eukaryota, Fungi, Ascomycota, Eurotiomycetes, Chaetothyriales, Herpotrichiellaceae. The transcript has 3 exons.